CUGGCCCCUUCGAGGGCGCUCCGCCCGCGGCCUCGCUCUCGGCUACUCCAGCCCCUCGCUCGUGCCUGAAGUAAAUGCCACCAAGAAAGCCCGGUCUCCUCCCGUCGAUGGCUUGCGGGAGCGAAUCACAGCCCCUCUGGAGAAAGCCGCCGACGCCGCCGCCGCCGCCGCCGCCUCGUUCGCCGCAGCUCUGGGCUCCGGGCGGAGCUCGGGCGUCGCGGGCCGAGGGCGGGGGGCGGCGAGAAGACGGACGUAGGUGGCCGAGGAAGGGGGUGGGCAGCCGAGCUUGCGAAACACCCCGAGCCCCUCCGGGAAGCACCUCCAGCGGUUCCGAGCAGACCAGACACAAAGGGGGGAGUCGCCGCAGCUGCCAGUCUGAGGCGCUCCCGGUCACCGGAGUCGCCCCGCCUCCGCCGCCGCCUCCUCUCAGUCUCGGGCUCUCCAGCCGACCCCUGUCUGGCUCGGGCCUGUGGUGCAGCGCGGGCGGCGGCGGCGGCGGCGGCGGCGGCGCCCCAGAGCCGCACUGCGCCUGCGCGCCCGCGGCCCCGCCCGGCCCCGCCCCUCACUCCCAGGCUUGCUGGAGAGCGAGGCCCUCGCGCGGCGUCUCUGGCCGGGGCGCCCGGGGCAGGGAGGGGCUGUCUUGGGGUGGGCAGCCUGGGUCCCUUUCCUCACACACGCGAACGUCCCGCACGUGGACGCCGUGCGAUCUGUGCAAGCGUGUAAGGGGAGGGCGGCCACAAUCUUUUGUUUAACGUAGGAAAAGGCUACCCGGGAAGGUGGGCGAGAAGCCUCGAAGGCACGCCGCCGUUGUUGGUGGCGGCGGGCGCAUCCUCCUCGGUUUCCCUGAGAAUCCCGACCGAGCCGCCCUUCCCUGAAGCCGAGACCCGGGCCUCGUCGGGUCCCCCUCCCGUCGCGGCCCAAACAAAAGCCUCUGCCUCGAUCAGGAAGACCGCGAAACUGACGCGUGUGCGCUAGUCUGGGUCGGGCUUUCCUCGAACAGCCAUCCCCGGGGUCCUCUUGGAUGACAAGGCUGCUGAGCAAUUGCGAGCACGCGAGACCAGAGAGAAAACUUAAGAUCGCACACGCCGGCCUGCUGUGUGUGCGCGUCUCCUGCUCCGCCCGCACCUCUCCCGGGGAGGAUUUUAUUCACAAAGGCCCGAGGGUCUUUGCAGGGCCUGUGAAAGGAGAACUGCCACGCAGUGUAGUUGCCUCUAGGUAUGGAGUGGGGUCCUAGCUCCUCACUCAUCGAAUGGAGACAGUCCCGCCUGCACUGCAGUUUCCUAACCACUUUAAACCUCUUUAAAAAAAAAAAAAAUCUCAAUUAGGUUUGAUUCAGGCAACCAGGAUAGGAAAGGGAUCCCCUACAGGGUCAGCCGACUUGGGUGGGAUUUUUGCUAGGGGAGAGGGGAGAAGAUGACGUGCUUGGCGCCAUGAUCGGAAGUCUGGGGUUUAAUUCUUUAACUGCGAGGUGGAAAAUUUGCGUGGGAGGGCGAUCUUAAGAGGUGAAGUCUCCCUCCCUUCUCCUAGUAGGCAGAAAGGUUGUUCUGAAGGCUGGUUUUGCCGGUCUUUCAUUGUGGCUAAGGGCAGUUCCAGGAUACAUUCAUAAACACACUCAUCAAGCCUUACUGUUCGCUUGCUUAUUCAAGCCUCCUUUUAUCUCUUUAUCUGAACGUGAUGUUAAUAAAUCACAUUCCUU
Molecule: messenger RNA, 1696 nt
Organism: Mus pahari (shrew mouse)
Lineage: Eukaryota; Metazoa; Chordata; Mammalia; Rodentia; Muridae
Product: translation initiation factor IF-2-like
Exons: 1
Coding region: 75-752 (225 amino acids)
Source: RefSeq, a predicted model, not a curated record